Messenger RNA from Ceratitis capitata (Mediterranean fruit fly), 1755 nucleotides. Its product is annotated as protein FAM98A. The coding region runs from base 263 to 1627 and encodes 454 amino acids. Lineage: Eukaryota; Metazoa; Arthropoda; Insecta; Diptera; Tephritidae. The transcript has 2 exons. Gene Ontology annotation, cellular component: tRNA-splicing ligase complex. The record is from RefSeq and is a predicted model, not a curated record.
CAAAUAGCUAUCAACUUUUAAACUCCAAAUCCUAUUUGCAUAAAAUGCUCGCUUUAGUUGAACAUGUUAAAUGAGGUAUGUUUAGCUGUAACUAUGCGAAAAGACAUAUGCAACAAAUGUUGUUAUUAAACACAGCCGUACUACGCUCCCAGCAUUCUUAUUUUGACAUUCAAUUGACAACUUGUUUAAUUAUAGUUGUUGAUAUAUAUACAUUUGCAAUUUUUUCAAAAGCCGGUCAUAUAUAAAAUUUAUAACUAAGGACAUGGAUUACGAAUUGGAAUUAAUUGAUUCAUUAUCAGCGCUUGCCUACGAGGGUCCAUGCCUGAAGACAGAAGGUCUUGUAAAAGCUUUGGAAGGUGGACCUCGAGAUGUUGAUUUUCGUGAAUUGGUAGGUUGGUUAACAGAGGAGUUGCAUGUUUUGCGAAAAACCGAUGAGCAUGUAGCUGAACUGCAAGAUCCAAGUGAAUUUGCAAUGGAACUAUCUGCAAUGUUGAAAGAACUGAGCUGCCCAUAUCAGCGUUUUGUGGCUGGUCCAUUAUCUGAAAGAUACCAAUCUCGGGAAGCGUGUGCUCAACUACUUGAUUACCUUGUAACCGAAUUAAUGGCUACAAAAAUGGUGUAUCGGUCAAACCCCGCUCAACAGUCUUAUAUCAUACCGAAGUCGGAAACAAAUACAGCACGUUCUUUGGAACAACUUUCGCGUGACUUGGGCUUAGGAAAGCCCCCAGAGAAUGUAUCGCCAAAAGCCUUCUUUGAUAAACUCAACUUUAAAGUUGAGGAAGUUAAGCGGCAAGCUAAACCUGGUGUAUUAAGUGAGCCUUUACUGCGUUUAGAAAAGCCUCUGACGGAUGGGCAAUGGAAAAAACUUGAUGCAAUAUAUGCCGAUUUAGAUGCGGAAUACAAUAUGCGCAGACAAAUGUUGCUUGCGCGGCUGGAAGUAACGAUACAAAGUUUUCAGUGGUCGGAUAAAAUGAGAUCAAAAGAAAAUGAAAUUGCUAGUCGUUAUGAAAAGAAAAUGCAAGAACUAGAGUCCUUACGAUAUAGCAAAGAAGAUACCACUAUUGUAGCACUAUUAGCUGCACGUGCUGAUUUGGCUAUUAUUGAAAAGACCAGUUCGGCGCAAGUACGCAAAAAUACAGGUUGCAAAAUACAGAAGCAUGUAAUAGGCAGUGUACCAGAUCGGGGUGGACGUGCGCAUGAGCAUGCUCCUCCACCACCAGAAAUGCCCUCGUGGCAGCAACAACGCGCUUCGGGACCAGCUGGUGGCAACAUGCGUGGUGGCAGAGGUGGAACUGGUGGCUUCGGAGGUGGCAGAGGUGGAAGCGGUGGUGGUAGAGGUGGAGGUGGAGCCAGUGGUGGUAGUGGACACUGGCAGCAAUACUCAAACUCGCCACAGACACAACGUCAACCUCCAGCAUUCGACCAACGUCAAACGCCUCAAACAUUAGAUCAAGGUCGGAAUCAAAAUUGGGUAAGUGGUAGCGGUCGCGUGCAAGGUACUGGAUGGUCUCAGCCUGGUAGCAACGGAGGCAAUUUCCAAGGAAACGGCCGUGGUGGCGGUGGCGGUGGUGACAACUCUUACCGGGGGCGCUCAAAUUACAAUCGAGGAGGUGGAGUCCGACGUUAACAUAGAAAAUGUAGAAACUAAAAACCCAAACUCACAAGCGAAUCAUAAUUAUUGAUUACAAUAUCAAUUAUACAUGCAUGCAUAUUUAUUAAAAACAAUAUAUAUGAGUUAAAGCAAUUUAACAUUAG